AACUUUAUGCACAAGUUUCCUCAUAUGAUAAGAGUCUCCGUUUGCUCUUGCAUGCUCUCAUUGGAAGAUAAUAAAGUACAUUUAAAACAGUAAAUCUCAUCUUCUGUCCUACGAUAAUAUCAGAAAUACACUUACGGAGCACUUAAUUAUUUACGCAAUGCGUAAAAUCAUGCAGAUACAAAUCAAGAGCUUCAGUUAAAGUUCACAUCAAACAUCAGAAUGAAGAUAAAUUGUGAUCUAAAAUGUGAAAUGUAAUCAGUGUGAUGAUUUUUGAGUAUUUGUAUAACUGCUGAUCAUCUGAGAUUUUCUCUGUAGAGUUUAAUCAGAGCGGUGCGAAAAACAAAAAACAUCCAGUGAGCGGUAGAGCUGCGGACGUAAACGCCUUGUAUAAUAUAUAAUAUAUAUAAAAGCACUAUCGUUCCUAGUUCUGGAAAUUAAUUUAGACAUCUCUGAUGCUUUAAUAUCUUUAGUCCAGGUAUAAACUCCUGAUUGAUGUUCCGAGGGUCUGUUGCUCCUUCAGUAGCAGAGGAACUGAAGCUUCUCCUUGCAGUCUCUGUUCUCCCAGACAUGCGUGUUGAAGUUGUGAGCUCCGCAGCGGUAACGUGGCGCUGGGCAUGAGUUCUGCGAGAACGUGAUCGACGCCUCCUCCCCAGUCACCCACAUCCAUUUUCUGGCUAUGAAGCGCAAACCCGUCCACACGCUAGUGGUCUGAGCCGGAGCGACCUCUUGUUCGGCCAGGCGAAGCUGCGCGGGAACGGUCAGGGAAGCCAAAGCAGUGUGGUAGCUCCUGCAGUACUCGAGAGCCUCGUCCCAUGUUUUGUUCUCCAUCACCAGCGUCAAGCUUCUGUAACAAAAGAAGUAACAUCUCUUGGAGCAGCUGUUGAUGUCCCAGCCCAGUGGAGUUGAAAUAACACAAUCCUCGGUUGUUUUAGAUUUAGUGAGGUUGCUGUUUUUCCACUUAAACAGAGUAGGAGUUUGUCCAUCAGACCACUGCCAGGUGUUUGAGAGUGGCUCGGUUCUCUUCAGCCCAAUCCAGGCGUACAGGUAGAAGCCUUCUUCAGACCACACCAGUUUAUUUUGCUCCGUGUCAGUAGUGAUGGUUGCCAGGUCUGUGAACUUCUGUCUGCAGUAGCUCUGAGCUUCAGACCAGUUCACUGCCUUGGUAACUAACUUAUAUUCUCUCAGCAGACCUACAGACGUGCCACAGAGUAGCAGCAGGAGCAAAAUAACCAGGAACGAUUUCAUCUUUGAUUUCAUCUACGAUGUGUUUGAGCUCUUCCAGUCUUUCCUGUGCAUCUCUGGCAGCUCGACACACGCCUUUAAGUCCAGCCCAGAUUAUUUAAAACACAUGCAAAAGACAUCCGAUUAAAUGCUAAGCUCUAAUCCUGUCUUUUCCCGUAUUUAUAUUGUCUUCAUUUCACUUCAUCUUAAUGAAUACAGGAGUUAAAUUGGAGGUGAGAAGGAAGGACGUGAAGGAUCUCUGAAAUUUUAAUUGGUGACCAGCAAACAGAGCUGAUCUCUGAUACAUCAGAUGGAAAUUUAACCAAAUCCUAGGAGUCAAGUGUUGAAAGUAAAUGUUAAAUUUUGAAAACUGUCACAUUUCGAAUGUCUGGCUGUAAAGAUGAGCCAAAUGCAAACUAGUUUAGAUAACGCGACCUUGUCGUUCACCUUUCAACCUUUUAGGAAGAGGAAUCAUUGAACUCACUGAGUCAUGAGUCAUGAAAUGAUUCAUUGAGUCAAGGGACCGGUUCAGCAAACACGCGAUUGUAAAUACAAAGAACACAAUAUAAAAUAUAUAUAUACAAUAUAUAUAACACAAUAAAAAAAAUAUAAAAGUAAUGACGAAAGUAAUUUACUGAGUCACACACUGAAUACGAGAGAGUAUAUCUCAGUCAUGACAAAAAUGAUUCACUGAUUCAGGAGUCAACUUAUGGAUGAACCUUAAUGUAGUUAGCAACUUAGCAAAUGUUGUAACAUGCCAACAAACCAAGAGCAUCUUUCAAAACAUCAUAAACAUUAUAUAUAAACAUAAACAUAUUAAAUAUUACACCUUCUCUCUCUCUUUCAAAACAUCAUAAACAUUAUAUAUAAACAUAAACAUAUUAAAUAUUACACCUUCUCUCUCUCUUUCUCUCCCGAUUUCUCACAACAAGCUAACAUUAUUUUUUUUUUUCCCCCACACAUUUUUAUAACAACACAAAGUUAGGGGUCUUACAUACUAACUAAGUGGAUUAUUGUUUGUCAUAAUUAUUAUUUUUAUUAAUUAACAGAAGAUGUGGAUCGAACACUUUUCACAAUUUAGCAAGCUAGCUUAAGUGACAUGCAUAUUCCUUAAUCAAUCAAAUUCAGUAUUCUCACUGUGAUUGUCAGAUUUAAUGUUAUAGACGGUAUCUAAAGAAAUGAAAUGUGUGUUGUCUUAUUUUCAGCUAACAUUAGCUAAUAAUUUCCAUCUGAUUGCUGAGAUAUACAGGACAUUUUGGACCUAGUGCUCAACAGUCUAAAUAGUGUGACAUUUUUUAUGGCAUAUAUUAGUUAUAUUUUGUAUUGCACAUGCACAGACCUAGCUCAAUAACUUUUAAUAUCUAGACUACAGAUGAUAUGCAGAGUUAGUUUGGGUAUACUUAGUGCCAUAAAAAAAAAUACAGUAUAAGUUCAUCUAAUGUCAGAAAAGAUUCGUUCUUUGCAGCAUUCAUACAAUUUGUGCCAUAGAGUAUGAACUGCUUUGUGAUCUAACCAAUCGUAGUGCAUGACUGGGAUACAGUUAGCCAAUCGGAAUGCAGGAUGGAGUAUAACUAGCCAAUCGCAGCGCAGGAGGCGGGACUUGUGAAAACACGGAUGUAGGGAGCGAAAUAACGCGUCCAGAACUUAGGGGUGUUCCAAGAUGGCGUCGAUGCAGAAGAGGUUACAGAAGGAACUGUUGGCGUUGCAGAGUGAUCCACCUCCGGGAAUGACGCUGAAUGAAAGGAGCGUUCAGAACACAAUCACAGAGUGGUUUAUAGAUAUGGAGGGCGCUCCCGGAACCCUGUACGAGGGCGAGAAGUUCCAGCUCCUGUUCAAGUUCAGCAGCCGAUACCCGUUCGACUCUCCUCAGGUCAUGUUCACCGGCGAGAACAUUCCGGUCCAUCCGCACGUCUACAGCAACGGACACAUCUGUCUGUCCAUUUUAACGGAGGACUGGAGUCCGGCUCUGUCCGUCCAGUCCGUGUGUCUGAGCAUCAUCAGCAUGCUGUCCAGCUGCAAGGAGAAGCGACGUCCACCUGAUAACUCUUUCUACGUACGAACGUGUAACAAAAACCCAAAGAAGACGAAGUGGUGGUAUCACGAUGAUACGUGUUAGUAGUGCUGGGACUUUUUGGCGUACUCCAGUUGGAAACAGGCUCACGGACGGUACACCUGCACUUUUACGGAUCUUCAGUCCCGGGACUGAGCGGACCUCUUUGGAGAAACGGCGUAUUGGGAGCGUUACACUUCAGCAGGCUGAAAAAAAAACCUGACGAAACUCCAGGAAUGUAAAACUCCACAUGUGCACGUUGAGAAGCGAGGAUGAUGCGAGGAUGAUGCGCGUAAGGAGAGGGUUUAUAAAUGGCAGGAUUAGCGUUGGAUCACUUUUUACCUCUUUUCCACUGACGCGGUGGAGCCGGUGCUGGUUCUGGGAACCGUUAGACCUUGUAAAGACGCGGCGUGCGGUUCCACCGGUUCCGGAUUAGCUUACUGUGCGAGUUUACUCACGAGCAACCUGUUAGAGAGAAACCCGUUCGGCUUUGGGGACACGUUUUAUCACCCGGUUGUCCAUCCACAGUACAAAAGCAUCACAUUUCGCUAAUUAUUCUGAACCUCUAACUGCGCAUUAGCAUUAGCGUUAGCAUUAGCAAUAUGGCUUCCGUGCAGUUCGUUCCUCGGACCAGUAAUUCACAGUUAUAUUUAUUUUUUAAUAAUAAUCUUCCAAACUAGAUGUGAAGUGUCUGAAAUAUAUCGUCAUACCUGAGGACUUCACAUCACAAAUUUAACUUGGCGAACGAUGGCCUUUAAAAAGUAAAUUAUUUUAGCUACAUUUAGCUACUUGUUACAGUAACGAAAUAACAAACGAGUUCCUCGUAUCGUCGUCAUGGCAAUGAAAAGACCACGCCCACAAGCUCUCACCUUGUUGGCUCCUCGGUUUCAGUCGAGCGUCUCAUCGGUGACGAGAAGAGUUGAGAAACGGUUUCGGAAUAAGCCCCGCCCCCAGGACUUGCACCAUCACAGUAUCAGCAGACAAGCGGUAGUUGUGGUUGUUUUUUUUGUUUUGUUUGUUUUUGUUUUUGUUAUUUUUUUUUUAAAAGCCUUUUCAGGUUGACAUUUUGUGCAAUAAUUAUUUAAGCAUGUUAAAGGAAUGUAAAGGCAGUCCGUCUCGGUGCGUAAAUAUAAAACGGAACGAAAACUUUGUUUUAGCUCGGGAGAUAAAAUUACGACUCACUCCGGCAAAAAAAAAAAUUAAUUACCUUCUUAUCCUGAAUGCAGUCGAGAGCUUUGAUGUCUCAGUUUUGUGUUUGUUUUUUUAUUUAUCUAUCUAUUUUGGUGUGACUCCGCCCCUUUAAGCCCCACCUCCAGCUGUUUAAUGCUAUAUUUGUAGCUGAAAGUGAUUGUUUCGGAGGUUGUUUUCGACGACCAUCGAAACUCCAGUGCAGAACUUAAAGUAAAACUCCACCCUGAAACUCAUUACGUAUGUUUAUACUGAAUAUAUAUAUAUAUUCUGGUGCUAAUUUGUCAUUGCUGUGUGUCGCUCUGAUGUCACAGGGCGCAGUCACAUUUGCGUUUAAUAAAACUCACUCACCAUUUUCCAGCGACGUCGUAUACAUGAAAAAUCCGCUAACAGUAGUAGUAGUGAAGCAAGACACUGGAGCAAAUGCUGUAUCCCAGAAUGCAGUGCAGCUAUGUGAGCGAUCUGCGGAGAUGAUGAUGGCGAUGGCGUUGAUGUUGAUGUUGACGGCGGUAUUAGCGUGAAAGUUGAAGCUUUGGAAGCGGAUCUCUUUGCGCAGAGUGAGAUACAGACGAGGAGGUGAGAGAGCUGGACAGAUUAAAGUACUAAAGCGCCGCUGCAUCGCUCUCUUUAGGUAGAGAGACCGCUAUCAGGACGUAGUCAGACGGCAUUGUGGGUAAUGUAGAGAAACGGAGAUAGAAUAGAGCGACCUUGAUGUCCAUGAAAGACGUUUAACCUAAAAAACUGUAACUGUAAUAAAUCUUUUGCAGCAUGUUGAUUAUAAAUACUGACUUGUUCAGGGUGGAUUUUUCCUUUAAGUAGCGAAAAUUACGCAGAAAAACAAGACGCCUCGGCUCAUCAGCAGCAUUUAUUAGAAAGCAGACACUUUCCAUUUUAGCGUCUUAUUGUAGAAAUCUUUAUUCAGCUGGAUCCGGACAUGAUCAUUUAUACAACUGUUUGCGAUAUAUUAUUGAAAUUAUAGCCAGUACUGAUAUUCAGGAGGAGGCGGAUUACAUAAACAGCAUUUCUGAGCAGAAAGGUUUCUCGUUUUAAAAUAAUAAAGAAGGCAACUGGCGCGAUUUUAAAAAUAAAAACAAAGUAAAACAUUCCUGAUCAUAAGGACUGCAGGACUCACAGCUCAAUGCCACUAAAACACACUCUUCUUCUUCUUCUUCUUCUUCUUCUUCUUCAUGGUGUUUUAAAGAAGAACUGACUUUGUUUGGGAGGUAAAAUGAAACUAACCACUCGAUCCGUCUCUUCUGCUGUUACGUCAGGUUGUGUACGCACUCGAGCUGUUUCACGUGGAUUAGGUAAAAUAUCGCAGUGCUGGGUGACGAAGGCUGUUUUUAUUCCUCUUUUUCCGGUAGUUAAUCUCUGGUGUUUAAAGCCCCGGCUGAAGACUGAGGACUGGAUUCGAUCAGAGCUCAGUGACUGUGUGUGUUUUCUGAUUUCAGAGAUUUCAGUAUGAUUUUUUGGGCUCGGGCUUUAUGGUUUAGUAACUUUUAAUUUGAUAACGUGUGAUGGUUUAUGUUUUGUUUUUGCUAUUUAACAUUAUUUAAACAAAAUGUUUGAAUUUUAAAAAAAUAUAUAAUAUAUUUUGAAUGA
Molecule: messenger RNA, 6061 nt
Organism: Pangasianodon hypophthalmus (striped catfish)
Lineage: Eukaryota; Metazoa; Chordata; Actinopteri; Siluriformes; Pangasiidae
Gene: ube2wa
Product: ubiquitin conjugating enzyme E2 Wa
Exons: 6
Coding region: 2882-3337 (151 amino acids)
Source: RefSeq, a predicted model, not a curated record